AUGACUUAUCCAGAACGACAUUAUCCCCACACGAUCCGUCCAGAACGACCUACUCCCCACACGACCCGUCCAGAACGACCUACUCCCCACACGACAGAACGACACGACGUCCACCUACUCCCCGCACGACCCGUCCAGAACGACGACCCUCCAGAACGACCACUCCCCACACGACCCGUCCAGACGACCUACUCCCCACAUGACCCGUCCAGAACGACCUACUCCCCACACGACCCGUCCAGGACGACCUACUCCCCACACGACCCGUCCAGAACGAUCUAUUCCCGCACGACCAGAACGACUCCCCACACGACCGUCCAGAACGACCUACUCCCCACACCCGUCCAGAACGAACAGACCUACUACCCGUCCAGAACGACCUACUCCCCACACGACCCUCCAGAACGACCUACUCCCCACAACCCGUCCAGAACGACCUACUCCCACACGACGGACCCGUCCAGAACGACCUACUCCCCACACGCCCGUCCAGACGACUCACGACCGUCCAGAACGACCUACUCCCUACACGACCCGUCCAGAACGACCUACUCCCCACACGACCCGUCCAGAACGACGACCCGUCCAGAACGACCUACUCCCCACACGACCCGUCCAGAACGACCUACUCCCCACACGACCCGUCAGAACGACCUACCCCACGACCCGUCCAGACGUCCAGAACGACCUACUCCCCACAUGACCUGUCAAACGACACACGACCCGUCCAGAACGACCUACUCCCCACACGACCCGUCCAGAACGACCUACUCCCCACACGACCUGUCCGAGAUCUCCGCACACGCCUUGCACGACUCGGGCCCUGAAACCGUGCCACUUCCCUGGUCCCGGUCCGGUCCGCUAGCCAUGGCGACGCACCUUCAGUUCUGA
Messenger RNA from Penaeus vannamei (Pacific white shrimp), 891 nucleotides. RefSeq names its product DNA-directed RNA polymerase II subunit RPB1-like. NCBI's taxonomy places the organism in Eukaryota, Metazoa, Arthropoda, Malacostraca, Decapoda, Penaeidae. The record is from RefSeq and is a predicted model, not a curated record.